AUGUCGACUGAAACUUUGAUUUUGGACAAUGGUUGUUUUAAUAUUAAAAUUGGAUAUGCAGGUUCUAAUUCGAGAUUAUUUCCGAAUGCAAUAAUUAAAUCAAAAUUUGACAAGAAACGUGUUUAUAUAGCCGAUGAAAUUGAACAAUUGUCUGAUAAAACUUCUUUGUAUUUUUCCCUUCCAAUUGAGCGCGGAUAUUUAGUUAAUUGGGAUACACAAUUACAAAUUUGGAAUAAAUUGUUUGGAAAGGAUAAUUUGAAUGUAGACUAUAAAAAUUGUAGAAUAAUUUUGACUGACCCUUCUGAUAUUUCGAGGUUAUUUUUAAAUUGA
Messenger RNA from Meloidogyne enterolobii, 330 nucleotides. NCBI's taxonomy places the organism in Eukaryota, Metazoa, Nematoda, Chromadorea, Rhabditida, Meloidogynidae. The record is from the annotation of a GenBank genome assembly.